Messenger RNA from Tribolium castaneum (red flour beetle), 728 nucleotides. It is a transcript of the gene purple, whose product is annotated as purple. The transcript is spliced from 4 exons. Gene Ontology annotation, biological process: tetrahydrobiopterin biosynthetic process. Lineage: Eukaryota; Metazoa; Arthropoda; Insecta; Coleoptera; Tenebrionidae. The record is from RefSeq and is a predicted model, not a curated record. The coding region runs from base 213 to 644 and encodes 143 amino acids. Gene Ontology annotation, cellular component: mitochondrion. Gene Ontology annotation, molecular function: 6-pyruvoyltetrahydropterin synthase activity.
CGGCGGACCAUUGUUGCGUGUGGCGACACGUCGUUAGAAUUAAUUCGGAGACGUCCAUUUUAUGUUUCUGUUUAUUUUUUAAACAUGCUUUCUAACUUUACUAAUAAGUGUGGUUAGGUCACCACUGGUGUAGGCAACCAACAUUACAACGGCAGCGAUCGUCUGUUCCACAGUGAAAUUACCACAUAAAUACUUAAAAUUUUUACCAAAAAAUGGGUGACUCAAAGGCCCCCAAAGCCUACCAAACUCGCAGAAUCACCUUUUCGGCCUGCCACCGAUUACACAGCCCCCAUUUGAGCGACGCUGAGAACGCCCAAAUUUACGGCAAAUGCAACCACAUUAACGGCCAUGGACACAAUUACAUUGUAAAAGUGACCCUUUUUGGGGCGAUUGACCCGAAAACCGGCAUGAUUUUGAACAUGACUGAACUAAAGAAGUACAUGGAAGAGGCUAUAAUGCAACCAAUGGACCACAAAAAUCUAGACAAAGAUGUAGAUUUUUUCAAAACUAGGCCAAGUACUACGGAGAAUUUGACCGUUUUUAUAUGGGAGAGGAUGAAAAAGGUGAUGGAAAGGCCGGAUUUGUUGUACGAGGUUUUGGUUUAUGAAACCGAAAAUAACAUUGUCAAAUACCGGGGCGAAUAAUCUUUAUUUCUAUAAUGUGAUACAUUGUAAAAUUGUAACAACAUUCCUUGUAUUUUUUCGAAUAAACAUAUUUUUUUAAUAAAA